AUGCACCCAGUUUUAAAAAUUGGUGUAGUAGUAGAAUUUGCUGGAAGAGAAUUAAUAGAUAUUGUUGAAGGAGUAUUAGACGAUGUUAUUGGAGAUGAAAUAGAGAUAGAAUUUGAUGAAGAGUUGUAA
Entrophospora sp. SA101 is the source of this 129-nucleotide messenger RNA. Lineage: Eukaryota; Fungi; Glomeromycota; Glomeromycetes; Entrophosporales; Entrophosporaceae. The record is from the annotation of a GenBank genome assembly.